Messenger RNA from Phytophthora infestans T30-4, 351 nucleotides. RefSeq names its product Mitochondrial Protein Translocase (MPT) Family. Bases 1 to 351 code for a protein of 116 amino acids. Gene Ontology annotation, molecular function: transmembrane protein transporter activity. Gene Ontology annotation, cellular component: TIM22 mitochondrial import inner membrane insertion complex. Gene Ontology annotation, biological process: protein insertion into mitochondrial inner membrane. The record is from RefSeq and is a predicted model, not a curated record. NCBI's taxonomy places the organism in Eukaryota, Oomycota, Peronosporomycetes, Peronosporales, Peronosporaceae. The transcript is spliced from 2 exons.
AUGGGCAACGUUUUCGGUCUAGUUUUGGGCAGCUACGAAGGCAUCACGCCGCCUGUGCCGCUCCCCGGACAGAGAGAACUGCCAAAACUGGCUGGAUCAUGGAGAGUCACAGCAGGGAAAUGCCGCUAUUGGGGCAACAACUUCCUCGUCAUAUCGGCCAUGUUCUCAGGUCUUGAGUGCGCGACUGAGAAGAUUCGUGCACGGCACGACGUGGGUAAUGAACUGGUGGCGGGUUGCGCCACGGGUGCAGCGCUGGCAGCCGGCCAGGGUAUCCAAGCGCAGUGUCUCGGCUGCGCUGGUUUUGCUGCCUUCUCGUAUGCGAUCAACGUCUUCACAGGCGGCAAGUUUUAG